Molecule: messenger RNA, 3012 nt
Organism: Porites lobata
Lineage: Eukaryota; Metazoa; Cnidaria; Anthozoa; Scleractinia; Poritidae
Source: the annotation of a GenBank genome assembly
AAUGAAAAGGAUGAUGUACAGGAAGAAAAUACAGACGAUGAAGCAACUGCUGCUAACAGCAACAAGAGAACAGCAUCGGAGGUUUGUUUGCCGUUCUACUUCAUUGAGAAGGCGUACUCUUAUCCCAAGAUAACUUGAGACUCGUAUAUAGAGUGUUGCUCUUCAAUUAUCUCCCAUAAUCGCCCCCGAAUCACAUAGGAGAACAUCAUAUACAGUUAAACCCCGUCAAUGCGGACACAGAGGGGGCCAUAAAAAGUGUCCGUAUUAACGGGGUGACGUAUUAAGCGGGUUGAACGUAGGGAAAAUGUGAGGUCUUGCUGUCCACAGGGAUAAGGAAAACUGUUCGUAAUAACGAGGUGUCCAUAUUUUAAUCCGGUGUCCGUAAAGCCGUAUGCGCCGAUAUGAAAACAUGGCUUUAUGUCUGGAUCAAGGAAGUUGAAGAGGUAUAUUCCUUCACGCUGGCAAACAGGACAGUUUCGAAUUUAUAAAAUUUAUACUUGGUUCCGAUGAUUGCGUUGACAGAACAAAAGAAAUCUUAUGGAGUUUUAAGGAUAAAUAAUUCAAUUCUUUUAUUUUAUUACCCUCAGCUUCGGAGCCAAGUAUGAAUUAUGAUGAUUCGAAACUGGUCUCCAUGAUAUCUUAAACUUUACUCCUCCACUGACACUGGGUCACUUUCCUAAGAUCCUAAACCCGUUUACUAAAGCAAGGCACUUUCCCCUACUCUCAAAUGAUUUCAAGACUCAGUUACUGAAACGGGUACUUCUAACUCUCAAGCGUCUGUUGUCGUUUACAAUGAUUUGGUUUUUAAAAACAUUUCUUCAAUAUAUCCCAAGGAACAGGACUAGGUUUAGUAAAAUUUUGGUUUUAAGGGGUAAUUCUUUAUUGUUAUUUUACUACACAGAGUUUCUGGUGGUUAGAAGAUGAUCAACCUGUUUGUAAAAAGACCAAGCUGGAAGAGAAUAAAUCACAGGUGAAAGGGAAUAACUGGGUACGAUUUUAACGUUAGUUGGGCAUGUUUGGUUUUAAGGCAUGCCCACACCCACACCCUUAUUUAAAAACUCAGGUUGGUCAAAUAUUUAUCUUUCAACAAUCAAGGCACAAAGCCAGUUUGAGAGUAAGCGCCAGUGCGAACUUCAAAAGCCUAUGUGUAACUCGAUUCAACUUAAAGACGGAUGAUUUAAGACCUUAUUACGCACGUUUUGUCUUUGGGGGCAAUUAUUGUCCAAGUUGUUGUUGGUGGUCUCUCUCCUCCGCAGAGGUUCCUGCCGGGUAUCCCUAUAAAAAUAGCAAUAAUCGGAAAAAAAAGCGCGCUGGGGACGAUGAGAAGAGGAAAAUCUUUUGUUACUUUCUCCACCACCACUGAAACGAUCUCGAGCGAGUUGUCGCUGAUUUGUUCAUGGACCUUUGACUUCAAUUCAAGCUACCGCGGACAGAUUCCAGUUAAAGAAAUGGGGCUAAAAUAUUACCUAGUAUGCUACUUGCCCAAUGUUGGGUUUGACAGACUACUCGCCUUAUAGCCCUGUAAAUUAAAGAAUUCAACGAAAAAAAAAAUAUUUUAAUUUAAGGAAAUAUUAAAAGCAGUUCGAAAACUUUGACGCGCUUUUGGUAUUGGUUGAAAAUGAAGCUUCGUUUCCAUUUUAAAUGUUAUCCUUUUAAUGUUACAUAAAUAGGGAUUUUGGUGGCUUGAGGAGGAUUCCUCUGAUAGCAAGAUGUCAAAAUCAAAAAGCAACAAGAACUUAAAUCCUGGUAAACACAGUAAAAGCGUCGGUAACAUGACAGAAACAAAGAGUGCAGGUGUUGGUUUGUUUACCAAGGCGUCAGAAUUGAAGCCAUGAAAACCCAUUAGAGAUACCUCAAGUGAAUCGCGCAGGCAUAAAGACAAUUUACUUGCUGGUCAUAAAAGUGGCAGUAGUAGACAGAAAAUAGAUCAGUGGUUAAAUAAGAGCUUCACAUCACAACCACUUGAACAUAAAGACAUUUGUGAGAAGAAGGGGCCUGGCGAAGGCUAGUCAGGUGGUAACCUUGGUAACAUAUCUCCUGGGGAUUCUGCUGAUGUUAAGGACGUAGCUAAUGUAGUUGUUAAGUACCUGUCUUCGUAUCUAAAGCAGGGCUCUAAUGUCUCUAAGGUAAGAACUACGAAUUAAAACAAAUAGAACUUGUGAAAGUACUACUGAAGAGGUUAGAUUUGAAUUUUACAUCACCUCAAGAUUUCAUCCACAGGGUCAAACGUUAGAACUGCAUACUCUUCAAAUAUUAUCGUGUGAAAGUACUUAUGGUACUGCUGAAGAGGUUCUAAUUUAAUGGUCAUACCUUAAAAUUUCAUCAACAGACUCAAAAGUUAGAACUACAUUACUCUUCAAAUAGUAUGAUGUGAAAGUACUGCUAAAGAGGUUUUAUUUGAAUGGUAACAUCGUAUGAUCUUAUCCUUAGACUCAAGCUAGAAUCUCCUAGUAUAGCACAAUAAACGCGCACCACAAGAAAGUACGGUAGUAGAUCUUUCAUUUGUAUGGUCACAAUGGUCAAGUGAGUUCUUACUCGGCUUUGAGGAUCUUCGCGAAUUGCUUUGGUUGUUGCUUAUGCUCAACUAGAUGUUUGACAAUUCUACUGUUUUCAAGCUCUGCUUAUGUAACUUUUGAGAUUACCCAGACAACAGUAAGAGACAAAUCGGAAAAGAGAUUUAGAAAGUCUAUAAGGCUUCGGACCUCGUCGACUAUCCGUUACUGUAAUUUGGAUCUACCUAUAUUCUAACAUGAAGGACAACAUUUCAAGGGGUCGGGCUUGAUUGACAUCCAUUCAUGGUUAUGUAAAAUCCUCUUCCUCUCAUUAAAGAUCUCUUUCUUCGUUAGCCUUUUUAAGUGUCAUCAAAGUAAUUUUAAGUUGUUAUUAUUUUUUGUAGAAAAGCUUAAGGUGAAAGCCACUGUUAAGAAGUUGUUUGAAGUGUGCAAGAUAUUUGAGCGGGAAAGUGACUGGGAUAAAUACAUAAGAGUUACUGGAGUUGGAAUUUCAAAAUGA